CUCGUCUUCGGGCUUUGUCGUUCACCUCCGUAGCUAGUUGUUGCUCGUCUGAGGUCUGAGCAAUGAUUGACAAUAAUGGCGACGCGUUUAUUCUGAGUUGACUCCAGGGAACCAUCUCUGGCUGAAAAAGGGAACAUCUUGGAUGGAUUUUUAGCACCAUACACAACAACAACAAGGAUAAGCAGCGACCAAACGGACUACAUUUACCUCAACGAAAAGGACUUGCUAGCCAGGAGAGGUUUUGUCUUGCUAGCAUUGCGAUAGCAUAGCAACUCAGCUCGCUAGCUUGCUAAGUUGGAGAGGUGGCAUUCUGGUGUGUGGAGUGGAGGAGAGACAUAGCCAGCUUGCUGGGUACUCAUAUCUGUCUAAGCUAGCAAUGUUGCUUCUCAAUAGGCUGUUGGGGUGAUUCGUGUCUUAUUCUCAGAGGCAAACAGAGGAGCUUGCAAUUAACGUUAGCUGUUGGGAAUAGUUUUGUGAGACAGACUCCUUAGUUAGCUAACUUAGCUACUAAGCUAACAGGCUAGCUUUAGGAAUUGUUCCAGUCUCUUUCCUGUUAGGACCUGCUCGCACUUGCAGUUGGAAACUGUCCACCGAUCGCUAGCAAACACUGCUAGCUUGCAAACUUGUUAGAAACAGUUGUGGUACUGCGCGUCCUUUUUUGAAAAUGACUACCGGCAGGAAUAACCGAGCGAUGAUGGAGGGAGUUGGGGCGAGAGUGGUCCGCGGACCCGACUGGAAGUGGGGGAAGCAGGAUGGUGGAGAGGGACAUGUUGGCACCGUCAGGAGUUUUGAAAGUCCAGAGGAGGUGGUUGUUGUCUGGGAUAACGGGACGGCUGCUAACUACCGCUGCUCUGGGGCUUACGACGUGAGGAUAUUAGACAGUGCUCCAACAGGCAUCAAGCAUGAUGGAACCAUGUGUGACACCUGCCGUCAACAGCCCAUCAUUGGUAUUCGCUGGAAAUGUGCUGAGUGCACCAAUUACGACCUUUGCACAACCUGUUACCAUGGAGACAAGCAUCACCUGAGACACCGGUUCUACAGGAUCACCACCCCAGGCAGUGAGAGAGUACUUUUGGAGUCGCGUCGAAAGUCAAAGAAAAUCACAGCCAGAGGGAUUUUCACCGGUGGCCGAGUGGUGAGAGGAGUGGACUGGCAGUGGGAAGACCAGGAUGGAGGCAACGGAAGGAGAGGAAAGGUGACGGAGAUCCAGGACUGGAGCGCCGCCAGCCCGCACAGCGCCGCCUACGUUCUGUGGGACAAUGGGGCCAAGAACCUGUACAGAGUUGGCUUUGAGGGAAUGUCGGAUUUGAAAUGCGUCCAGGAUGCCAAAGGCGGCUCUUUCUACAGAGACCACUGCCCCGUUUUAGGUGAGCAGAAUGGCAACAGAAAUCCAGGCGGUCUGCAGAUUGGAGAUUUGGUCAACAUCGACUUAGACCUGGAGAUUGUUCAGUCCCUGCAACACGGCCACGGAGGAUGGACCGACGGCAUGUUCGAGACACUCACCACCACCGGCACCGUCUGUGGCAUCGAUGAAGACCACGAUAUCGUCGUUCAGUACCCCAGUGGGAACAGGUGGACAUUCAACCCAGCAGUGCUGACAAAGGCCAAUGUGGUGCGCAGCGGCGAUGUAGCAGCCGGGGCGGAGGGGGGCACCUCCCAGUUCCUAGUGGGAGACCUAGUGCAGAUCUGCUACGACAUCGACCGCAUCAAGCUGCUGCAGAGAGGCCACGGAGAGUGGGCUGAGGCCAUGCUCCCUACCCUCGGCAAGGUGGGCCGUGUGCAGCAGAUCUACUCCGACAGUGACCUGAAGGUUGAGGUUUGUGGGACUUCUUGGACGUACAAUCCCGCCGCCGUCACCAAGAUCGCCCCCUCCGGCUCUGCUGUCAGCAACGCCUCUGGAGAGCGCCUGUCUCAGUUGCUGAAGAAACUUUUUGAGACACAGGAGUCCGGAGACAUCAACGAGGAGCUGGUCAAGGCAGCAGCCAAUGGUGACUUAGCCAAGGUGGAGGACAUCCUUAAGAGACCCGAAGUGGACGUGAACGGGCAGUGUGCGGGACACACUGCGAUGCAGGCAGCCAGUCAGAACGGGCACGUGGAUGUGCUGAAGCUGCUGCUCAAACACAACGUUGACCUGGAAGCUGAGGACAAAGAUGGAGACCGGGCAGUGCACCACGCAGCCUUUGGUGAUGAGGGCUCUGUCAUUGAGGUGCUGCAGAGGGGCGGUGCUGACCUGAAUGCCAGGAACAAGCGAAGGCAGACACCGUUACACAUAGCCGUCAACAAGGGACACCUGCAGGUGGUCAAAACCCUGCUGGACUUUGGCUGCCACCCGAGCCUUCAGGAUUCAGAGGGGGACACACCCCUGCACGAUGCCAUAAGCAAGAAGAGAGAUGACAUGCUGUCUGUGCUGCUGGAGGCUGGGGCCGACGUCACCAUCACCAACAAUAACGGCUUCAAUGCUCUGCAUCACGCUGCACUUCGAGGAAACCCCAGUGCCAUGCGUGUGCUGCUAUCUAAACUGCCGAGGCCUUGGAUCGUAGACGAGAAGAAGGACGACGGUUACACCGCACUGCACCUGGCUGCCCUCAACAACCAUGUGGAGGUGGCUGAGCUGUUGGUGCACCAGGGAAGUGCCAGCUUAGACAUCCAGAAUGUCAACCAGCAGACAGCCUUACACCUGGCAGUGGAGCGUCAACACACCCAGAUUGUCCGGCUGCUGGUGCGUGCAGAGGCCAAGCUUGAUGUGCAGGACAAGGACGGGGACACACCACUUCACGAGGCACUGCGUCACCACACACUGUCUCAACUGCGACAACUCCAGGAUAUGCAAGAUGUCAGCAAAGUGGAGCCCUGGGAACCUUCCAAGAACACAUUAAUCAUGGGCCUGGGCACCCAGGGAGCGGAGAAGAAGAGCGCAGCAUCCAUCGCCUGCUUCCUGGCAGCCAACGGAGCAGACCUGACCAUUCGUAACAAGAAGGGCCAGUCCCCUCUGGACCUGUGUCCAGACCCCAGCCUCUGCAAAGCUCUGGCCAAAUGUCACAAAGAGAAGAGCAGUGGCCAGGUGGGCACCCGCAGCCCGUCUCAGAACAGCAACAUCGAGACGCUCGAUGAGUGUAUGGUGUGUUCAGACCUGAAGAGAGACACUCUGUUCGGGCCCUGCGGACACAUCGCCACAUGCUCCUUGUGCUCGCCUCGGGUCAAAAAGUGUCUCAUCUGCAAGGAUCAGGUCCAGUCGAGAACUAAGGUAUCAGAACGACUAUCACCAGUCCAAGGAAUUGAUACACCAUCUAGGGCGGAUACUUUUUACCGUUUCUUUGGUGAAUUUGUCCCUCCACAGAUUGAAGAGUGCGUAGUGUGCUCUGACAAAAAAGCAGCCGUAUUGUUCCAGCCCUGCGGUCACAUGUGCGCUUGUGAGAAUUGUGCCAGCCUCAUGAAGAAGUGCGUACAGUGCCGGGCUGUUGUAGAACGCCGCACCCCUUUCGUUCUGUGCUGUGGUGGGAAAGGUAUGGAGGAUGAUGCCGCUGAUGAUGAUGAUGAUGAUGAUGAUGAUGAUGAAAAUGAUGAUGAUGAUGAUGAUGAUGAUGACCUUACAGGGAGCUCUAACUCUAUGGCAGGGGGAUCGCAGGAUCUUGUCCAGCCCAACAAUCUGGCUCUAAGUUGGUCCAGCGGAAACAUCCCCGCCUUGCAGAGAGACAAGGACAACACCAACGUCAACGCCGACGUACAGAAGCUACAGCAGCAGCUGCAAGACAUCAAGGAGCAGACGAUGUGUCCGGUGUGUCUGGACCGGCUGAAGAACAUGAUCUUCAUGUGCGGCCACGGCACCUGCCAGCUGUGUGGGGACCGGAUGAGCGAGUGCCCCAUCUGCCGCAAGGCCAUCGAGCGACGCAUCCUUCUUUACUAGACCCCCCCACCCCAACACCCUCACCCCCCACAGACUUUUUUUCUCUUCUCUUAAAGCUCACAGCGUCCACGCCCGCAAAGCCACAAUCACACCAGCUGCUGCCGCUGCUCCGCCAUCCACACAGCACCGGGUCAGCCAGCUAAGGGCGUCCUCAAAUGUCUUAUUGGACACAGCAAAUGCUCUCUUAAUGGUUUGAUUGUCUUCAGAUGGAAUUUCUGUUACAAGGAAAAAAAAUACAGAUUGACUCUCAUCAGUUUUUGCUGUUCUGUCGUGUGUCCGCACUGCAACAAGGAAGAUGCUUGCUCUCGGUUUUUUUCUAUACCUAUCUUUCCCCCUUCUCGUUCUUUUUUCUGUGUCAUUUUCUCAGUUUUUACUUGAAAGUUAUUUUUCUCUCCUUUAGUCUAUGUUGGCUUCUUUGGCCUCUUAGUCCUGGAUAUGAACUGUUUCUGGAACAGCUCUGAGCAAAUUCGUCAGUGUAGAGGAGGUGAUGCAGAGGUCAGCUUGUUACCUUUGAUGUAAAGUCUCACGCAUCUGUCCCAGUCAUUGCCAGCUGCCCUCGACUUUUAUUGUAUUUUUAAAUCUUUAUGCACGUGUAUUGGUAUCGGAAGCUCCAGAUGUGGAUUUUAAGUACUUAAUUUUUCACAACAGUAUGGCAAGUUUUUUUUUUACACAUUACUAUUUGCUCCACUUUAAGGUUCAGUGAGUGUUUUCGCUUCAUGUCUGUGUUCAGUUUGGCUGUUGUGACACGCUGUAGGCCGACUGUCCUCGCAGUUAAAGACCAGUCGUGGCAGUUUUGCUCAAGAAAAGCUGAGUCAGGGUAAAAGCUCUUUGCUGCACUGACUCUAGAGGUCCUCUUCUGCUCAGUGUUAAAACACAGGUAGAGUAACUGCUAGGGAGCACACCACACCUGUACUUUGUUUACAGAGGUGUACCAAGACGGACCGCUGCGGUGUAAACACACACACACACACACACACACACACACACACACACACACACACACACACACACACACACACACACAGAGCUUCUGUCCAGUGAUCUGCCCCUGUUGUACGUGUUUGUUGUACACACAGCUCCACACGGUGCAAACACUGCUCUAUCUCGUCACAACUUGAUGUUAAACUGUUAAGACUUGGCGGUAUUGUCUGACAAAAAAUGCACAAUUCAACGAGCAUUGCUAAUUUACCAUUGACGACUCUGUGCCAUUUGCUUCCAAAAAUCUUAAAGUACUUGUAUGGGGAUAAGGUGCUCUUUAUCUUGUAUUAUGUUUUUAAUUUAAGUGUAUUUCCUUGAUCUCAAAUGGACAUUUAUUAAGCUAGAGAGUGCAAUCUAUUAGAACACUAAGAUGAAAAUAUAGAAUAAAUUAUUUUGUAUUGUUGCCCAAAAAGAUAGGAUUUAUAGGUUUCUCUGCCUUCCUAAUAUGUAGCCUCAAAACCUCUCUAACAUUCUGCUUUGAUAUUAAUGUUGAGACACAUUUUUGAUGUUUUUUCUGUUUGCUUUUUGUUGGCAAUAGCUUUCUAGCAAUCAUCCGUAGAAGCAUUUUUCUCUAAAAUAGGUCUCUGUAAGCCUAUCUCGUUCUUUGUGAAACAGAAAAAAAGACAUUUUGUUGUCAAAAGUGUCAAGUAUCUUUUCACCAGUGUUUUAUUUGGGAGGAAAGCUAAUGAUUUUUUAAAGACAGAACUUGCCUUACCUCUUUUAAAAGGCAGUUGCCCAUGUGGAGACUCAGCAAGAUUGCUAGCUUGCUCCGCUAUGUGGGAAUUUGCAAACGCAUACAAGCAUUUCCCCCCCCCCCUCUUUUACGACUGAAAGUUACUUUUUUGAGGACAGUUUUGAUUCCUUUCAUUUUUCAUGAUAACACUUUAAGCUAGAAGCACUAAUACGCUUUAUGGUAGUGUUGUCUUGUUAUGGUUGUUAUGAAAAAGCCUAUUUUGUACUUUAUUUUCAAUACCUGUAACUGUCCUGUUGAUUAUGUAUCAGUAGUAUUUCCUUUGGCAUGAAUGUUUGACAUAUGCAGUACGACAUGUAUCAUGGAAACCGUUCAGUCUGUAUUGCUAAUUAAGUGCUUUUAAAAACAAUCAUAUAGCUGAAAUAAAGUUCUACAUGAACCACGGGACAUUAUAAGGGCUGUUUGUUUCUCUAGCUUCUACCGCUUUGUCAUUCGCUUGUUUUUUCUUUUCUUUCCACGUCGAGCUCAGAUGUAGUUAGCUUUUUUAUAAGCAGCACAUUAGCAUUUUGUAGCUUUUCUCCUGCUGUGCAGCGUCUGCCUCACAGAGGAGACAGGGUGGCAGAGAUGGGAGGUGUGAGGUAAUUGAAAAUACUAACACCUAAUAAUGACCCAGCACCAGCGUGUGAUAGGUCAGCUAUGCUAAUCAAAGAGGAGUUAAAGAAAACCCCAGGAAAGAUGAGAAACACCCAAAUAGAGCAAUGCAUCUUCUCCAGUGAGCGGUGACAACCCCCCUCUCAUCUCAAGAAAUUAUGACCAAAGGCCGCUUAUGUUCUCGCUCACUGACUAGUCCAUUCAUAACCUGGACAUCUUUGGGCCGGCUCACGUGCAGCAGCAGUUUGCAACCGCUCAUAACAAGACAUCCAUCAUGCUGUCCCCCUCUCGCUCCAUCAGUGACUGCAGGGGAGACUCUGACACCUUUUUAUUUCUUCUCAGAUCUCUGCGACUUGGCACACUCGGCUGUGGUCUGGUGUUAUGUCUAUGGUGUCAUUUUAAAGUCAAGUACCUGUCUUUAAAACAAUGGGUUUACCUGUUAAAGUGAUAGACAGGGAAGUGAACGGCAGCCGCUGCUGGCUUCUUUGUGACCAAUCUGGACAGCAGUAGCUUACACGUUUCAAAUUUCACACAUAUUAUUACUACAGCAUUCAAUGAUAUACUGUUUUUGGUUUGUUUGAUAUAAGAUUGCCUAAUUUUACCAAUUUGUUAAAUAUGUGUGCUUAACUGUUGGAAAUGUCCAUGUUUUUGUUUAAUAGCUAAACCUAUUUACAUGGACCUCCAUUACUCACUACUUAACACUUCAAAUCUGUUUCAGUUUUAUUUCAAAGUUUGCUUUUUAUUUUGAAUGAGGUCAUGAACCUUUCUUGGUGUAGAAAGUAAGAAGCCAAGUGUUAAAUGUGUCGUGAGACAAUAAUCCUUAUAUUUGGACCAACUUCAAAUCUUGAAAAAUUGGGUAUACUUUUGUUCAGGUCAAUGCUUUUACACUGAUUUCAAAUUUAAUGUACACUUGACUGAAAUGCAAUUCAAAAUGUAUGUUCAACAUCAACCGACAAAUAAACCUAACAUGCUGUUUGCAAUUUA
Molecule: messenger RNA, 7208 nt
Organism: Eleginops maclovinus (Patagonian blennie)
Lineage: Eukaryota; Metazoa; Chordata; Actinopteri; Perciformes; Eleginopidae
Gene: mib1
Product: MIB E3 ubiquitin protein ligase 1
Exons: 21
Coding region: 665-3904 (1079 amino acids)
Biological process (GO): Notch signaling pathway; endocytosis; protein ubiquitination
Cellular component (GO): cytoplasm
Molecular function (GO): zinc ion binding; ubiquitin-protein transferase activity; protein binding
Source: RefSeq, a predicted model, not a curated record